UGAUUUUUCGCUUUUGCGCAUAAAACCAACAGUGUUUUUAUCUGAUUUGUUACUCCGUUCCAAACCGAACUUGUUUGCUCUUUCUACGAUUUAAAUCAAACCACAAAAACAAGAUUGACAACAAAAAUGUUUAACCAACCGAACACGUUGGGUAUCUUUGGUACAACAACGACGACUCCAAGCAGUGCAAACCCCAUGAAAGAUUUCGAAGUUACUUCGCCCCCCGACGAUUCCGUUAGUUGUUUGGAGUUUUCUCCAUCAACAAUUCCGCAAAAUUUUCUAAUAGCCGGAAGUUGGGAUAACAAUGUACGUUGUUGGGAAGUUGAGCAAAGUGGAAAAACAGUUCCAAAAUCAAUGCAGACAUGUGGAGAUCCGGUUUUAGAUGUUUGUUGGAGUGAUGAUGGGACAAAAGUAUUUAUGGCUGGUUGUGACAAACAAGCUAAAGUAUGGGAUUUAGCAAGUAAUCAAACCAUGCAAGUAGCAGCUCAUGAUGCUCCAAUCAAAACAUGCCAUUGGAUUAAAGGUUCAAAUUAUUCCUGUUUAAUGACCGGGUCAUGGGAUAAAACAUUAAAAUUUUGGGAUACUCGCAGUCCAUCUCCAAUUAUGAGUAUUACCCUUCCAGAACGUUGUUAUUGUGCUGAUAUUGAUUAUCCUAUGGCAGUUGUUGGGACUGCUGGUCGUCAAAUAAUUGUAUAUCAACUUGAAGGGAAACCUCAAGAGUACAAAAGACUAGAGAGUCCAUUAAAAUAUCAACAUAGAUGUGUUGCAAUCUUUAGGGAUAAGAAAAAAGUUCCAACUGGUUAUGCUUUAGGGUCCGUAGAAGGACGAGUAGCAAUCCAAUAUGUAAAUCCAUCAAAUCCAAAAGAUAACUUCACAUUUAAAUGCCAUCGAUCAAAUGCAACUCCAACUGGUUAUCAAGAUAUUUAUGCAGUUAAUGAUAUUGCAUUUCACCCUGUUCAUGGUACAUUAGCCACUGUUGGUUCAGAUGGAUCAUUUAGCUUUUGGGAUAAAGAUGCAAGGACAAAAUUAAAACCAUCAGAAUUGAUGGAACAAUCGAUUACUCGGUGUGCUUUUAACCACAAUGGGCAAAUUUUUGCUUAUUCUGUGAGUUAUGACUGGAGUAAAGGCCAUGAAUAUUAUAACCCAUUGAAGAAAAAUUAUAUCUUCUUACGAUCCUGUUAUGAUGAAUUAAAACCAAGAACAUCAUCAUAAACAAAAUCUUCUCUAUCAUCUUAAAUAAAUCAUUUGUAUUUCUAUUCUUAACUAGAUAUUGCAUACAAUUUUUAUAGAAAUAAGGUAU
Onthophagus taurus is the source of this 1300-nucleotide messenger RNA. It is a transcript of the gene Rae1, whose product is annotated as ribonucleic acid export 1. Gene Ontology annotation, molecular function: protein binding. NCBI's taxonomy places the organism in Eukaryota, Metazoa, Arthropoda, Insecta, Coleoptera, Scarabaeidae. The record is from RefSeq and is a predicted model, not a curated record.